Messenger RNA from Andrographis paniculata, 3605 nucleotides. RefSeq names its product kinesin-like protein KIN-14I. The transcript is spliced from 19 exons. Gene Ontology annotation, molecular function: microtubule binding; ATP binding; microtubule motor activity. The coding region runs from base 325 to 3318 and encodes 997 amino acids. The record is from RefSeq and is a predicted model, not a curated record. Gene Ontology annotation, biological process: microtubule-based movement. Lineage: Eukaryota; Viridiplantae; Streptophyta; Magnoliopsida; Lamiales; Acanthaceae.
UAAUGCACUCGCUACUCUUUGUAACAGUAUAAAGCAGAGGAGAAGCUUUUCCAGCUUGUUGCGAGAAAAAGGGGGCUUGGGGAGGAUCAUUUUCCUCACUGCAACGUCGUGGUUGUGGAGUGGGGAUAAAGUUAGCGAUUCUUUAUGAGUGUGUGUUCGUUGCAAUGAUUCCCAAGCCCUAGGAGGUUUUUAUGCGUUUAGCUUGUUGGCAGAAUUUGGGGGCAGAUAUACAUACGGAUUGAUUGCGGUGAAUGUUCGUGGAUUGCUUACUUGUUGGUUGGUGAAGGGAUUGAAUUCGGGAGUUGGUGAUUUGGAACGGCGGAAAUGGAAAGUGCAUUCGCAUUGUCUGUGGCGUCAGUCGUGGAGGAUGUUCUGCAGCAGCACGAGGAUCGAUCUUGCGAUAUUGAUUUUGAUGCUCGAAGAGCUGAGGAAGCUGCAAUAAGGCGAUAUGAAGCUGCUGCGUGGCUGAGAAAAGUGGUGGGAGUUGUGGGCGCAAGAGAUUUACCAUCAGAACCUUCUGAGGAAGAAUUUAGGCUUGGGUUACGAAGUGGAAUUAUUCUCUGCAAUGCACUGAAUAAAAUUCAACAAGGAGCAGUGCAAAAGGUGGUUGAAAGUCCAUGUGACCCCUCACUCAUUCCAGAUGGUGCUGCAUUGACAGCAUUUCAAUACUUCGAGAAUUUGAGAAAUUUCCUUGUAGCAGUGGAAGACCUGGGUAUGCCAACUUUUGAGGCUUCUGAUUUGGAGCAGGGUGGAAAAUGUUCGAGGGUGGUGAACUCUGUGUUGGCACUUAAAUCCUACCACGAAUGGAAACAGGCAGGGGGGCAUGGAGUUUGGAGAUUUAGCGGAAAUGUUAAGCCUGCAACUUCUGGAAAACAGUUUGUUCGGAAAAAUUCUGAGCCAUUCACAAGGUUUUUGUCAAGGAAUACAUCAGCAAAUGAGAAAUCCUUAAAUGAUGCAUGCACAGAUAAAGAAUCCAGCAACAUGCCUAGCUCUUCCUUGAGCAUGCUUGUUCGAGCAGUUCUGUCAAAUAAGAAACCUGAAGAAAUUCCAAAUCUUGUUGAGUCUGUCCUAAGUAAAGUUGUGGAUGAGUUUGAGCAUCGCCUUGCUGGUCAAAAUCAAAUGAGGCCAGGUAAUUUCAGAGACUCCAAUACGUCUCAGGGCAAAAAGUUCAUGUUAAAGCCUACGAUGCCCUAUGGAUCGAUUGAACAAAACAAUGAUAUAAUCUCAAACAGAGACGAUGAAUUGAAAAAGAACACAGUUUAUGAUCAAGAAUCUGAAAGUAGAUCCUUGAAGCAGCGAACCAUUGUUGACCAGCAGCAAAAUGAUAUCAAGGUGCUGAAGCAAACCCUUUCUACCACCAAAGCUGGCAUGCAGUUCAUGCAGAUGAAAUUUCAGGAAGAAAUUGGCAAUCUUGGACUCCACAUUCAUGGACUAGCUCAUGCUGCUUCGGGUUAUCAUCGAGUUCUUGAGGAAAAUAGGAAGCUUUAUAAUCAAGUUCAGGACCUGAAAGGAAGUAUUAGGGUGUAUUGUCGUGUCAGACCAUUCUUACCGGGACAACAUAAUAGCUUGAGCUCGGUGGGUCACAUUGAGGAAGGAACUAUAACAAUAAACACUUCGACUAGAAACGGGAAAGGGCAGAAAUCCUUUCACUUCAACCAAGUGUUUGGGCCGUCUGCAACACAAGAGGAGGUGUUUUCAGAUACCCAACCAUUAAUAAGAUCGGUUCUUGAUGGAUACAAUGUGUGCAUUUUUGCAUAUGGCCAAACUGGAUCAGGAAAAACUUACACUAUGGCUGGACCAAAAGAUCUCACUGAGAGCACUCAAGGUGUGAAUUACAGGGCUUUAGGCGACCUGUUCUUGCUUGCCGAGCAAAGAAGAGAUACUUUUGUCUACGAUGUGUCUGUUCAGAUGAUUGAGAUUUACAAUGAGCAAGUUAGAGAUCUUCUUGUCCCUGAUGGCUCCUGCAAAAGAUUAGAAAUUCGAAAUAGUUCGCAAACGGGACUCAGCGUACCGGAUGCAACUUUAAUGCCUGUCUCAUCAACAUCGGAUGUUAUAUAUCUGAUGAACCUUGGACAUAAGAACCGUGCUGUUGGUGCAACAGCACUCAAUGAUCGCAGUAGCCGCUCUCACAGUUGUCUAACUGUCCACGUCCAAGGAAGAGAUUUAACUUCGGGCAACAUCCUUCGAGGUUGCAUGCAUCUUGUUGAUUUGGCUGGAAGCGAAAGAGUCGACAAAUCUGAAGUAACAGGCGAUAGACUAAAAGAGGCUCAGCAUAUUAACAAAUCCCUUUCUGCGUUGGGUGAUGUGAUCUCCUCACUUGCUCAAAAGAACUCACACGUCCCAUACCGAAACAGCAAACUGACACAGCUGCUUCAGGACUCACUUGGGGGCCAAGCAAAAGCACUAAUGUUCGUUCACAUAAGCCCCGAACCUGAUGCCAUUGGAGAGACAAUAAGUACACUCAAAUUUGCUGAGCGCGUUGCGACAGUUGAGCUCGGUGCUGCACGAGUAAAUAAGGAGUCAGCUGAUGUUAAAGAACUCAGAGAACAGAUAGCCAGUCUGAAGGCAGCCUUAGCCAGGAAAGAUCCAGAAUCCGUGCCGACACAAAAUAAUAAUAACAACGUAUACAGCAGUCCACAGAGAUCCCAACCUAAGAACAUGGGCUUCUUGUCGUCCCCAAAUGGACUGAGGAAGCCUAUGGAAGACGUAGGAAACAUAGAGGUGCACAAAAUUUCUGGACAUAGACAAAAGAAACCAAGCUUUGAUCUAGACGAGCUGCUCGGGAGCAACUCCCCCGUAUGGCCACCUGUCAGCAGCCCUUGCCUUAACAAUGCAGACAACGACGAGGACAGAGAAGUGGUGUCGGGAGAGUGGGAAGACAAGCUGAUGGUGAACAAGCAAGAUCCGAUUGGAAUGUUCCCAAACCGUUGGGGGGAUCCGAACAACGAUAGAGUUCCUGAUCAUCUCUUCAACCAGCGAUACUUCGAGAACCCAUGCAGCUUAGCAAAUGCACAACCAUUUGAUCAUGUUAAAGCCAACGAUGAUUCGGAUGAGCUCGACAUGGGAACCAGCGAUUCGUCUGAGCCUGACUUGCUUUGGCAUUUUAACCAUUCCAACCUUAACACCACCCCGGCGACAAUCAGCGCAAAGAUCGACAAACCUCGCCCGAAACAAACCAAAAGCCCAGAGAUCAGGAGCAUGAGCAUGAUUCCAAAAGGGCCAUCGCCAUUACAGAAAACGGGACAUUCAUCAUCACAGAGGGCUGCAAGACAGCAGACAAGUAAUGAAACAAAGCGUAAAGCAGGAAUCAGAAAGUGACUCACUGACUCCUCUUCUUCAUCCAUUCAAACUGCAAAGGUGUUGUAGAGAUUUCUAUUUUGGCAUUUUUUAUUUUUUUUUAAUUUUUGAAAUAUAUAGAAGAAAGACAAACAAGUGUUGUUAAAUUUGCUUGGUCUUUUCUGUAAAGCAUGAACUCUGAAAAGAUACCCUCCAAAGUGUGAACGAGAGUGAGUGUGUGUGUGUGUGUGUGAGAUCAUCACUGGAGUUGGCAAAUAAUUGAAGUUAUUUAUCAAUCGAAUUUAUUUCAUUGAAAACUCGUGAUAUAU